AUGAGCAACGAAACUCCAGAUUCACCUCCAUCAUAUGACGAUGCAACCUCUAUGCCUGGCCGUCGACCACCACAUCCCCGACCAACACCUGAACUUGUUCACACGAUUGACAUCAAAGUUCCUCGUGCAUCUCCCUCAUCGCCGCUACCAAUCCCCUUCCCUGCCGACGAAGAAUCUUGGACGUCAGCACGCGAUGUCAAACACGACGAUUGGGCGCGAUUCGUAUCCAAUCUUGCCGACGCGCGGGCGACAAAAGCCGAGAAGAAAGACGCUGAUGAAGGCGAGCCGUCGGAUGAGCAGGUCCAGCGUAUGCGCGAGGCCCUUGGCUUGUGGAACUACAACUUUUUCGAGCCUCGAGGCUGCAGGAUACAAGCUGCUGGGUUUGAGGAAAUGAGACAGACGGAGGAGACGGAACAAAAAUCCAUGUUUAUCUUUGGAAAGGAGGGCAUUGGGUUUAGGACGUCCAGCGGAGGAAUUAUUGGCAUUGCGUUCCCCCAUGGAAAUGCUGGUUGA
Pochonia chlamydosporia 170 is the source of this 513-nucleotide messenger RNA. RefSeq lists its product as hypothetical. The record is from RefSeq and is a predicted model, not a curated record. Lineage: Eukaryota; Fungi; Ascomycota; Sordariomycetes; Hypocreales; Clavicipitaceae. Bases 1 to 513 code for a protein of 170 amino acids. The transcript has a single exon.